Messenger RNA from Durusdinium trenchii, 3180 nucleotides. The record is from the annotation of a GenBank genome assembly. NCBI's taxonomy places the organism in Eukaryota, Dinophyceae, Suessiales, Symbiodiniaceae.
AUGCGUUUGUGCGCUCUUUCAUCGCCACGCAUGAAUCCUCCAACCCCUUCAUCACGCGUCACCGGCGCGUUCCCGGGAAUCCACCGGUUGAUGCGCGCACCGGGGCGGCAGGGCCCCGUACAGCCGGCGGGCGGCAGGAUGGGUUGGUGCCGGCAGCGGCUGGAGCGGCUGGAGCGGCUCGGGGAUGAGAAGGAAGUCUACACACGCACCAAAGACACAUCAUAUGACCCUGAAAGAGCCCUAGCAGCUACUCGAGGCUUUUUUCGCGCCGACGAUUUCAAGGGUUUGAGGUUUGUCGGGUCCCGUCCAGUUGAGCCGAGUCCCGCAGCCGGUGACGAGGGUCUUGAGUCAGUGGAGAUGGUUGGCCCUCGAAGAGGAGUCACAAAAAGUCAGGAUGUGGUGGAAAGGGAGCUUACUGCGCGGCCGCUGGUGCAAGAGCUUCUGCCAACUCUGCGGGCACUCAACGAGGCGCCCGCGCGUCGCGACGCGAUCGACGCGAUCCUUGCGCGCCGCCUGGCGCUUUGGGGCGUCGUGGGAGAAGCAGUGUGGGCCGCCAUGCGGCGAGGGCGUUGGCAAAAAGCACUGGAAGGCUUUCGACAGACGUGUCGGGAGGCUUUCGACCGCGCUGGAACGCACGGCGCACGUGCGGACGCGAACGUCGGCGCCACGUGGGCGCCACGCGCCAGUAAAGCAGAUUGGAAGCUCUGUGGUGUGGCCUUGUUAGUGGUCCACGAGCUCCACUUGUAUGCCGUCUUCCUGGAUGUCAAGGGGGACCGUGUGCUGCUGGAGCAGCUGUGGAGACGUUUCGGAGAGCUGCUGCAGCUGCCAGUGGCGUCCAUGCCCCAAGUCCUCGCAAGGACGAGGCGGAACACCGCCGGGGGGGCGACGGGGGGCCGCGACCCGCUGAUCCAGGCCCUGGGCCCAGGAAGCUCUCCAGGUACGGCCGAGCGCGAGCUCGCGCGCGUUUUCCGCGCGACACCCGCGGACCGGUCUGGUGGGACUUCUCACGGUCUCAAGAAACCCGUCGAGUCCGUGCGAACACUCCCGGCCUGCGCGGACUGCGCUGACCAGGCUCUGGCGCGGCGGAAGCAGCUGCGGAUGCUGCAGAGGCUUCAUGAGAAGGCCUUACAGCAGUGGAAUCGCGAAUGGCAGGCAACCAUACAGUACUACAGCUUUGCCUCCUUGGCACAUGACUGCCUGCAGCGUGUCACUUGCGCCACGCGCUUUUUGCUUCGGCAGGAGGCGUCGCGCCCAGAGCCAGCGGGGAAGCUGGGCGUCAAGUUUUGGGAUAGCAGCUUUUGCCACCUCUUCAAGAUCGCCUGGCCCGACUUUGUCGAGGCCUUCGAGAACUUCUACCUGCAAGGUCGUUGCCCGAACGACUUGGUACGGCAACUGCGGCUUCGGGUCCGGCAGCUCGGGGGUACCGAGCAGAGCGGCGUGGGGCAGCGAGAGGGCAUGGUGGGGGUGGGUGGGGAGCAAUGGGGAGCACUUGGAGCAGUGUGGAGCACUGGACUUGGUGUGGAACGAAUGGGUGUCUUCAGUGACCUAGCCAAUAGUGUGGGAUUCGAGCGUGCCGGCCACGGCCACGCCACCAAUCACCAGGAUUUGAGCGUGCCUGGCACCCACCCCGCUGCACGGAGCAAGCGGUUGAGCGUUUCGCGCCCUCUCCACCGUGCUGAGGUGGAUCCGACAUGCAGCCAGCAGGCACCGUGGUUUGCGAUCGGAGGAUCCGAUGUGAGACCGUCCAAGUUUGCUCCGCAGAGCGAAGUUGGAGCUUUUGCUUCGAAAGGUCUCAGGAAGGGUAUGUCAUGCAAGAUCUAUUUUACCAUCUAUAAACACUUCAUGAAACUUCCGGCUGGAGAUCCGACGCAUUCCGACGCUAUUUGGUUCGGAGAAACCGUGAACACCGGUGACCCGGUGGUUGUGCUCGGUGUCACCGGGUCGCUCGUGGAGCGUGUCACCUGGGCUCUCGCCUGCCAGGUGACACGGAAUUCUUGGCAGCUUCUCCUGGAGGGACACAGCAGGACAGCACUGGACAGCGCAAGGCUCAACCAGAGGAAGCUUUGCAUUUUUGCACAGAAGCAUGUUUUGAACAACUUGCCUGGGUGCAUCUAUAGGGAGCCGCUCGAGGAGGACGAGGUGAUCGAGGCUGCGCGCCAUCCUUGUGGCAGCUUUUGUGGCCACGGCCGUUCCUCGCUGCCUGCGGUGCAGGUGGAUGUCUCCGAGUGGGGCUUCCCAUCGCCGCAGCCCACUCCACAGGUGGCCGGGGUGGCUUGGGGUGGAGGAGGAAAGGGCAUGAGGUUUGCGCACAGCGCAGCGGAUGACGACAUGUCCAUCCCCACGCAGACCGACGUGCGUCAUCCCACAGGAGCGCCCCACGGCGCGCGUGAUGGCUCCCGUAUGUCAUGGGAUGACUUCGUCACGGACCUGUGUGCUUCACAUAAGCCCUGGUGGAUCGAUUUGGAAGACGAGGUGAGCCCUGAGAUGUCCGCUCAGCGGGAGUCUGCCCUCCGCGCGGUGGACAGCUGUAUUUCCUGCACUCGUCGUUCCCUGGUCUUCCGCGUGGUGAGUGGCGAUUUGGGACAAAACCGGCCUGUCUUGCAGAUGCCUUGCGCUCAUGAUGAGAAGCCGCAGGCCUUCGAACCGGGCUCUCCAAGAGAAGCUGCGGUGGAUUUCUCUGCGCUGCCAGCACUGGUCGUGGCCGCCAAUGGCAGCCGCUUUAGCGGCGUGACGAAGUUCGGGCGGAAUUCCUCAAAGAGGACCUUGGUCCCCGACUGUCCGAUGUCGGAGCCGAUUGCAUCAAGAUCACAUUUCAAUGUGAUCCACGAUCAGGACACAGAUCAGUUCUAUAUCAUGGACGCGGGCUCCAAGUGGGGAACCUUCGUCAAGAUUGGCUCCAACGUGACUCUCAGCUGCGGCGACUGGAUUCGUGUAGGUGGUGUGGAGUUCAUCGUUCGCUUCUGUGGAGGUGGUUGCAAGUGCCAGAAGAGCCACAUACACUACCGAUUGCACGCCAUGAAGAUGCAAGAGGUCUGGACGACCUGUGGAGAUGUACUGCGCGGGUUUCGGUUUCGGUUUUCGCGCAGGUGCCACGUCACCCCGCGCGGGGGUUCCCCGGGGCGUUGGGCCCCGGGUGACCGUCACUGGGGUUGUGGUCACGUCAUGGGUCGAACCAUGUGA